AUGACGACUAUAAGUUUUGCUUCUUCUGCUGAACCAAAGCAUCACCCGGAUUGCUGUAUGGCCAUUUCGCAGCCCUUGCUCCACAAUUUAGCCAAUGUCCUGCCCCAAGGCCCAGCCAUCUCUGUCCUUAGCAUCGGUAGCGGCACCGGCCUCCUCGAAAGUCUGCUUUCCGAAUCUCUUGAUGAUUCUUACGAUAUAUGCGGUGUAGAAGUUUCUCCUAAAGUCAACAAAUAUCUGCCUGAACAAGAUAUGUUCUUCGUGGGCGGUACUUGGGACCUUUGUCCACAAGCAGGUAAAUCUCAUGUCUGGGUCUUUACAUACCCUCGGGAGCCCAAGUUGAUUGUGCAAUAUCUCGAAGUACACGACCAUGCCAACCUUUCCAAAAUCAUCUGGCUUGGUCCCAAGAUGGAUUGGCAGGACUACGAAGGCGUCUUUGCUUCAUCAAGAUUUAGUCAUCUUACUGUGCUGGAAGAUUGUGGAGCAGCAACCUACGAAACGGUCGUUGUUGCGGAACCUCGAGUGAGUGAGGUGUAG
Molecule: messenger RNA, 534 nt
Organism: Aureobasidium melanogenum CBS 110374
Lineage: Eukaryota; Fungi; Ascomycota; Dothideomycetes; Dothideales; Saccotheciaceae
Exons: 1
Coding region: 1-534 (177 amino acids)
Source: RefSeq, a predicted model, not a curated record